This is a messenger RNA of Miscanthus lutarioriparius, 930 nucleotides long. NCBI's taxonomy places the organism in Eukaryota, Viridiplantae, Streptophyta, Magnoliopsida, Poales, Poaceae. The record is from the annotation of a GenBank genome assembly.
AUGGAAGUGCUUGAAAAGAGGUUCCCUGCAAAGACUAUUCACCAGUUGAGAGAUAAAUAUGCUGAAGUCUUUGCAGAUAUGCUCUAUGGUGAGAUAGAUGAUGAACCGAGCAGAGAUGACACAACUAGUGAUUUGCGUGAUUGGUACAAACUUUUAGAAGGAGACACCCAUGACUCAGUUCUGGGACCAUCAGUGGAAACAUCUUUGUUCCAACCUUCCAAACAAUUGGUAUUAAAAGCAGUUGGAGAUCAGGAGGGAAUUCAAAAGUCACACUGCAAAUCAUCAAGGAAGGAGAGACAAACUUGGACUGCUGAGGAACACAGGACCCCAACUCAGUUGGCAAGCCAUGCUCAGAAGCAUUUCGACAGAAUCAAGAAGAAUGAAGUGGAUGAUAGGAGGCAGAGGCAUGCCAUCAAUGAUGUCAGGCUUGUGAAUCGUGAUAUGAAUAAUACUUCCCACUCCUAUACUGAACCAGGGAAAGGAAAACCAAAUGCGUCAAGCAUCCCACUGCCAGUCCUAACAGAGGACAUGGAUAUUCUGCAUGAUCUGACACACGGAAUGCCUAAUUUUGGGCAAGCGAGUAACAGUCCAAGUAACUUAGCAGGACAGAUAACACAUUGCAAUCAUACAAUCGAGAGCUUCUUCCAGUGGCAAGGCCCAGGCACCCCGUCACCAAGAGAGCAGUGGAAUGUCCUGCUUGCUCAAAGCAGGGCAGAACAUUGGACCUGGCCUCGCCGCAAGAGACGUCUUGGUGCAAUCACCAAACGUCGGCGCAGGAAUAACAGAAGAACACUCCCCGAUGUCCUCAGUGCCCAAAUCCCACAAGAAGUUCUGCAAUUUGCACAAGGAAGUGACAGCGGAGCCAAGUUAUCAUGUGAGAUGGUGCCCAUCAAAGGGCGCGACCUACGCACAACCAUACCGCCAUUUUGA